Messenger RNA from Dendrobium catenatum, 827 nucleotides. RefSeq names its product protein argonaute 1B-like. The annotation marks the transcript as partial. The record is from RefSeq and is a predicted model, not a curated record. The transcript has 5 exons. Gene Ontology annotation, biological process: regulatory ncRNA-mediated post-transcriptional gene silencing. Lineage: Eukaryota; Viridiplantae; Streptophyta; Magnoliopsida; Asparagales; Orchidaceae. Gene Ontology annotation, cellular component: cytoplasm. Gene Ontology annotation, molecular function: nucleic acid binding.
ACCCGGUUGUUCGCUAACAACCAUAAUGACCAGCAUUCAGUUGAUAGAAGUGGAAACAUACUUCCUGGCACUGUUGUUGAUUCAAAAAUUUGUCAUCCCACUGAGUUUGACUUCUAUUUGUGUAGUCACGCGGGAAUACAAGGUACUAGCCGUCCUGCGCAUUACCAUGUAUUAUGGGAUGAAAACAAGUUCUCCGCUGAUGCACUGCAGACGCUUACCAAUAACUUAUGUUACACAUAUGCAAGGUGCACAAGAUCAGUUUCAAUUGUGCCGCCUGCAUAUUAUGCUCAUCUGGCUGCGUUUAGGGCAAGGUUUUAUAUGGAGCCAGAGACGUCGGAUAGUGGUUCCAUGGCAAGUGCUGCAGCUGGCCGAGCUUCAGCUGCGGGUGGUUCUCGCAGCACUCGAGCGCCUGGAAGUGGUGCUGUGAGGCCUCUACCUGCUCUCAAGGACAAUGUUAAGCGGGUGAUGUUCUAUUGCUGAUGACCUCUUCUGCCAGUUAUUAUUGCCCUAUUUCCUAUUUCAGCACGGCUUUAUUGAAAACUGAAUCAGAAACCCGAAACUUGUCUUUUAUCUUAUAAUGCCUGUUUUCCACGACCUUCAUAUUAGUAUUUUGGUGUCUGGGUGGGUGUGGCUUUAUAUGCAGCAGCAUAGCACUGUUUUUCCUAUACGGAUUGGAAUGAUCACGUAGGUUUGUUUGAAGUGACUUUUUUUUUUUUUUCUGAGCAUCAAGAACUUGAUUGUUAUGUGUUUUGUAUUGUUCCGGAGUUCAAUGCUUAUAUUGUUGUUGUUUGUUUAAUCGAGACUAAUUGUUUGGAGCUCUAUAUUCA